Molecule: messenger RNA, 474 nt
Organism: Histoplasma capsulatum G186AR
Lineage: Eukaryota; Fungi; Ascomycota; Eurotiomycetes; Onygenales; Ajellomycetaceae
Exons: 1
Coding region: 1-474 (157 amino acids)
Source: RefSeq, a predicted model, not a curated record
AUGGCAUCCCCAUCCAAGCGUCUCGAAACGGCCAAAAAAUUCGUCGCCAACUUCAGCACGCUUUCCACAGAAACGCUGGAAGCCAUCCUGGCAGAGAACUUGGUCUAUCAGUUCGCGCCAGCGUCAAUGAAUCCACCCGGCCCAUUCGACAAAAAGGGCUUAAUCCAACACAUUUCCGGCAUCCAUGCCAUCCUGAGCGGUAUCCCAGUAACAGCCAAAGAGUACGUUGAGAGUGAGAGCAGUAAUCAAGUCACUGUGUGGGCGACAAGCCGGGCGAUAUUCCGCGAGGAGUUGAAGGUUGAGGGGCUAUCUGAGGCGGGGUGGGCAUUAGAAGGGGAAUUGGUGUUUCUGUUGUGGAUGGACGAGACGGGGGAAAAGCUCGUGAAGAUUGUGGAGUUUUUGGACAGUCAGAAAAUGGUGAGGUUGCUAGAGCUGGUACAGAGCGCGAAAGAGAAUAAAGCGAAGAAUCAUUAG